UAUUUCCUUCCUUUCACUUGCUCUCUCGCUUCCUCCUCAAACGUUAAUGGCGGAGAGAGGAGCUCUUCCGCUUCUUCGCCCCUCCUUGCCGCGACCCUCUAUUUUCCUCAGCUUCGCAAACCUCCGUGCGUCGCGAUUCCAAAAGCCUACAUCCUCUGCUUCUCAUCUCCACUAUCCCUCCUCCUCAAGCUCUACAGUAGUUUCCGUGAAGGUAAUCCCUCUGAAUCGCCGGAGAUUCAUCUACAAAAUCCGCGCCGUCGCGGAGGAAGAGGGAAGAUAUGGACGGACGGAGAGGGGGAAGAGAGGGAGGAAAAGGCGGCAGCUUUGGGAAGAAUUAUUGGAGGAUAACGUUGAAGAUGAUGUUGAUGGUGGUGGUGGUGAUAGUGGUAAAAUUGAUCUGUGGAAGAUCUUAGAGGAGAUUGUAGACAAUGUCUGGAUUCUAAAGGCAUUCAAAUCGUAUGGAUAUCUCCUCCCUUUCAUCCUCUUAUCACUUUUCUUCAGCACGGGACCCAAAGCUUUCCUCAUAUCGCUAGGUGUAGCCAUCGGGCCAUCACUGUUGUUUCUAGCGUUCCAGAAGUUAAUUGGUUGGGAUAAACGUAGAAGAAGAACGUCAACGGCUAAUCAGUUCGGGAUAGAGAUGGAGGACGAGAGAAGGAGCAGAGUUAGAUACAGCCCGUCUCAGGUCAGGAACAGUGGUUCAGCUGGAAUGGCUUCUAACUUUGGUGGGUGGGACGAGUUAGAAGGACCCGGGACCGUGCCCGAGGAGCCGAGAACCGAACCGAAGAGGAAACCGAUGAAGAAGAGGAAGAAAAUAAGAAGAGAAGAAGCAGCAGAGGCACAACCAUUGUUGCUGAGAUUGUUGGUGUCUUUGUUCCCAUUCUUGAGCUCUUACACAAACAUGCUCAAAUAAAAAUAAAACCAAAGAAACAAUCCUCUAAACCGAAACAAACUAAUUUUUUUUAAUUUCAGUUAAACCGAACCGGAUCGGUUAAGAGAUUAGUUAUUAAUUUUCGA
Molecule: messenger RNA, 1014 nt
Organism: Brassica oleracea var. oleracea
Lineage: Eukaryota; Viridiplantae; Streptophyta; Magnoliopsida; Brassicales; Brassicaceae
Exons: 2
Coding region: 47-910 (287 amino acids)
Source: RefSeq, a predicted model, not a curated record